Molecule: messenger RNA, 2584 nt
Organism: Amphibalanus amphitrite
Lineage: Eukaryota; Metazoa; Arthropoda; Thecostraca; Balanomorpha; Balanidae
Product: U-scoloptoxin(11)-Sm7a-like
Exons: 4
Coding region: 40-774 (244 amino acids)
Source: RefSeq, a predicted model, not a curated record
GGCGGCGGGCUGCCCCCUCAGUGGAGGGUGCACGCCCCCAUGGCCCGGCCGUGCUCCGUCAGUGCCGUGCUCCUGCUGACCGUGGCCGUAGGAGUGGCGGGCUACGGCCGACUACGGCCCUCGCAGAACGGACGCCUCUUCCAUGGAGUUCACUUUGUCUACGAGGGAAAGACGACCCGCGAGAGUGACCUGCCGCCAUGCCCCUCGGCUGCCUCCGUCUGCAGUCUGGUACACAGACGUUUCUGGCAGCCGGAGCUGUCACAGCGCCUGUGCCGCUGCUCUGACGGCCAGUGUCCCUACGAGUACAGCAACAGUACGGACGAGAGAACCCUGCAGCUCAAUAACCGGAUACAGCUGAAGUUUUGUGGCCCGGUGCGCAGUCUGCGCCGCUGCGGGCCGCACCCGGCCAUCGCCGCCGUUCUGGAGCGGCGUACCGACGCUGGCCCUCUGCGGCUCGACCACGAGCGCAAGGACGUGAAGGUCAACUGUUCGUGUCCGUACCCGAGCCGGUACCAGAAGGUAUCGGAGUGGGGCGGUGGCGGCAGCACAGAGGUCACCGCCUAUACCUGCCGGCAGCUGGAGCCGUGCUCGCCCGGUGAGGUCUGCGGGCACAUUCGGAUGGACACCUACUCGACCUACCACACGUGUCUCUGUCCGCCCAACCACCUCUGCCUCUUCCGAGAGCAGCGGCGCGUCAAAGUGAAACGCGACGUCGAGGAGCUGUUCUAUGACAGCACGGCGUACGUGGGAGAGUGCCGCAUUCUGCAGCGAUGACCCUUACUGCCCGGAGAUGCGGGAUGAAUGCCGAGAAUGCAUCGGGUGGAUAUCGGGGGUGCCCGGUGCAUGAAGAAUGUCGAGGAGGGACUGUGGAUUGAAUGUCAACAGGGUGCAGCGUGAUGAGUGCCGGGAGGGUAGGAAGAGAAAUCUAAGACGUCCUGAAUGACAAGUUGUGGCUGGGAAAAUGUUCGCAAUAGUGUGCAGUGACUUCUCAGAAAAUGUGCGCGCGGGGGAUACAUUCGUUUGCCCGUUAGCGGGCGCUAGGACCUCUGCGAGGAUCGUAAAGCCGACAGGGUGGGAGCUAUCCGCUCUCACGCCGUUUGUGUGUGCUAGAGUGUAUCUAGGACACGAGUAAACAAACAGCUCGGGUACCUGUAGACAGCUGUCUCCCAGGUGCAGCCAGCUGUGGUAGAGGCCGCUCGUGUACAGGUGGGGAGUGACUGGCGAGAGGGGAAGGCACGGCGUUUACGUGACGGGGUCGUGUGGGCAGCGGACUGCACGGGCGUAGUGUAGAUACCUCCCGUGUAUUCGGUCCCAGGUGGUGUGGUACCGCUCGGGCAGCGUCGCGGACUUUGUUCUCGCCCCGAAUCGCGCUGAGACGCGCCAGCAGCUGUUGUCUGUUGAGAGCCAGGGCUCAGUGACUCCCACUGGCGGAUUACGGGCCUCUGGAGAAGGGAUUAGUGUGACCGACACCACACCCUCUCACCGCCACUCAGCGCCACUGGGCUCUAUUCGAGUCGCAUAUCGAAUCGAGCUCCCAGAGUGGAUGGAACCACAGCAGCAGCCAGCGUCAGCCGGUCAGUGAGACGCAGCCAGCGAGUCAAACGCAGCCAAACCCAGCCACUCACCGUGAGCCAGCCAACGAAACGCAGCCAAACGCAGCCAGUCAGUAAGUCAGCGAGCCAACCAUCCAGGAAGCAGGAAGCAGACAGUACGUCGAGUGCAAACAUCAUCAUAUGCAGAAACAUAACAAGUUGUCUGUGGGCGGUGAAUUGCAAUGUGGACGGUGUCCGGUGGUGAGUGGAUGGGUGGGCGGUAGGUCGCGGCGAUGGACUUUGUUCGGUUCGGUGAGCGCUGAGCGGUUAGCUGGUAGGCGUGCCCGCCAUGGGCCCCGUGGCCGGCAGCCAGACGAGGCGGCCCGUUUGGCCCGUCUCCGUCGCGUCGACAGACACCCGCUGUCGUCACAGCCUGCAGCGCUGUGAAUGCUCCAUUGCACGGCGGGCUGCCAGAGACGGAUGCGUGUGCACUGUGCAUGCUGUCUGUGUGUGUGUGUGGGGGGGGGGGGCGGCAGAUGAUGAAGCGAGUGUCCGACAUUAGUGCACUCUGUUCUGUGCGCUCUGCAGUCUGUUAUAACUACCAGGCCGGCCACUGUCCGCGUGCAGCCAGCGGUGAUCAACUGAACAGCUGUGGCUGCCGCCGAACGAAAACAGACCCGCUAAAUGUAACACCCGUUGCUGUCGACACCAGUCUGCAGCGGCUGGAAAUGUUGCUCGAGUUACGAACGAGGCCCGGUUGCGCGAGAUGUUUGUCCAGACAUGUAGCUCGCUGUACCGAACACACGGUAUCGGGAGAAAAAUCAACGCCGAGUAUCGGAUAUAUCUCGAGACCACCCGCUGUGUAAAACCUAGCCUCAAACUGAAUCGGCGCCCGAGCGGGCAGGCACAAUGGGCAACGCCACCGUACACGAUAGAUCCAAUAAUCAGGCUGUGCAGCAGCAUUUCAGAUCUUGUGUUUUACGUCUCAAGCUACAUUAUACAGCUAGAAGGCGAGUUAUAGCCCUAAUACAACGGAUCCGGUGAUGAAAGAA